This is a messenger RNA of Tetranychus urticae (two-spotted spider mite), 1258 nucleotides long. It is a transcript of the gene mTerf3, whose product is annotated as mitochondrial transcription termination factor 3. Gene Ontology annotation, biological process: mitochondrial ribosome assembly; mitochondrial transcription; regulation of DNA-templated transcription. NCBI's taxonomy places the organism in Eukaryota, Metazoa, Arthropoda, Arachnida, Trombidiformes, Tetranychidae. The record is from RefSeq and is a predicted model, not a curated record. Gene Ontology annotation, molecular function: double-stranded DNA binding. Gene Ontology annotation, cellular component: mitochondrion.
AACGUGAGAUUUUUGUAAUCACUCCAUGAAAGCUCUUUUUUAAAGCUAAUUUAGUUUAAUCAUGUGUUUAUGUUAAUUUAUAUGAGUUUACAAUCAAUAUUACUAUCAAAAUGAUUGGCCGGUGUCUGCGUCUGAAUGGAUUUAAAGAAAUUGUAAAAAAUGUAUCUAAUCAAAGUUUUUGUUCAUCUUUAGCCGUGAUUAAAAAUAAUGAGUUAUCUAAUGUUGAAACUAGUCAAUUGGAAAAACAAAAGAUAAUCGAAGAGUUAAUAUCCAAAAACACUGAUGAAUAUUUGGUUUAUGACAAACGUUUGGAUGCCAAUUUGGCCCCUUUCUCUGACAAGGUUGAUCUUGAAUAUUUGGAUGAUUUAAUGCCUCCACUUAAUGCAACCUUUAAUCUGGCUCAUUAUAUUAAUAGGAUGCCGACCCUUCAACGUCUUGUUGAUUUAGGUGUUAAUUUAUACGUUCUUGAACAAGAUCGAGAAAUCGCCCAAUAUUUGAUUCGACUUGAUUUUAAUCGUGAUAUAAAACAGCAUUUGUUAUAUUUAAAGAGUCUCGGUAUAGAAGAUGAUGCACUUGGUACAUGGAUAACUUGUAAUCCUCUCAUAUUUAGAGAAUCCAUUGAAAACUUGAAUAUAAGAUUGGAAUAUUUGAAAAGCAAAAAGUUCACUCAAGAAAUGAUCCAGAUGAUUUUGAUUCGUUAUCCUCCCUUCCUUAGUUUUACAGUGAAAAGGGUUGAUACUGCAUUGGGAUUCUUGCAAAGAGAGUUUCGUUUGACGGGAAAUGAUGUUCGGCAAAUUAUAUCUCAUCAUCCUAAAGUUAUUCAUUUCACUCAUCUCAGAUACAAGGCCAUAUCAUUUGCUCUCAAAGAAGUCAUGGGCUUUAGUGGAGAUCAAAUUCGUAAGAUAAUUGUUGGAGCACCAUCUUGCAUUUAUAGAGAUUGCCCACAUUUGGAAAAGACGUUUGAUCUUCUUCAUGAACGAAAUGGUUACUCAAGGGAACUUAUCGUGAAUUCGCCUUAUUGUUUAACUGCUCAAUUAAGUAUGUUGGUGGCUCGCAUCAAUUAUCUCAAACUCCUGAAUCUUUUCCAACCGGACCCGAAAAAACCUUGUUUCACAGCUUUAGAUGAUCUCUGUGUUGUCAGUCUUCCUGUCUUCAUAGAGAAAUGUGCGAAAACUUCUGUUUUAGAUUUUAUUAAAUAUACCAAAUCUUGUUAAACUCGUGUAUUAGCAUUAAAUGCAUUUAAAUCUCAUGCUUUGAA